Molecule: messenger RNA, 2160 nt
Organism: Nipponia nippon (crested ibis)
Lineage: Eukaryota; Metazoa; Chordata; Aves; Pelecaniformes; Threskiornithidae
Source: RefSeq, a predicted model, not a curated record
AUGUGCUGUGCAAAAAGUAAAUCAUUAAUAUUUAUUGCACUGCUUUUCAACUGCCUAGAAAUGGGGAGGAUCUUUUCAGCUAACACAGCUCCAGAUAUACCUGUUAUUGACCAAGUUUGUUCAAAACUUAGCAACAGUAUCACAGUGGAAUGGAGAGCAGUACCUGGGGCUACUAGUUACCUGCUGACUGCACAAGAUGGAGAUCCCUUCAUUGGAACUGUAGUUACAAAUUCUCCAGGCACAGCGAUGGAACUGAAACCUGCCGCCUUGUACAGAAUCACUAUCAGAUCUACAAAUUCAGGAGGAAAAAGCCAGUCUUCACCUUUCAGAAAAGCAAAAACAGUCCUGGCUGCUCCAGUUCUGUCUGUUAGUUCUCAUUGUGACUCUAUUGCAGUGAGCUGGAAAGCUGUGUAUAUGGCAGCUGGAUUCUCUGUGUCCCUCAUGAGAUCAGAUGGUUUGGGCAGAAUGCUGAAGGAGAACACCACCAAUACCUCCUUGAUAUUUACAAAUCUAGAUCCAGGAACUCUGUAUACUAUCAAGGCAUAUGCCUGGAAUGUCAACAGGAUACCUGGAGAUGAUUUCACAUAUAACCAAAGAACAAGUCCUAAUGCACCAGUGGAUGUUCGAGUAGCUUUUAAUAGUGGUGCUUUAAGAGCUAUUGUUUCUUGGAUGCCAACUGACAGUGUGACAGCCUCCAGUGGACUCUUGAAACUGAAGCGUAACACAUCUUCUGCCUCCUGCAUGGUGCCAUCACUCCGGUGCGGCUCUGAAUAUUAUGUUUCUGUCACAGCACACAACGAUGCUGGAUCCAGUAAACCUACUGAUGCAGUAAGCUUAAAAACUAUUUCUCAUGCACCAGUAAAUAUAUCAAUUGAAGAGGAUGAACCCGGCCACUUGUUGGUGUUAUGGUCUAGCGUAAAUUUUGGUCAUUAUUAUGUGGUUUUUGUGAAGAGCAAUGAUGGCUUGGAAGUGCCCUGCAACACAUCACAUACGCACUGCCAUUUCCAGUCAGGCUGUGGCUUCACUUAUUUCGUUAGUGUCUUUGCAUAUAACAAGGCAGGGCAGAGUCCUUUAAGUGAUUUAUUCAAUUGUGCUACUGACACGAAGCGCAUAGAGAAACGAGAUGAGGCUCUUCGGUUUGGUGCCAGUUACCAGCUCACGCUCAAGUUUCCCUCUCUGCCUGGUCUGUUCCCAGCACCUUGUUGCCGGCAGCGCCUUCGGGGCCAGGUCACCUGGGCGCCUCUCCCCGCUGCUGAAGCCUGUGGAACCAAAUCUGGGGCGCUCUGCAGCGGCACCGCCACAAGUCCCAAAAUUAAAAAUAUCUCAAAGGAGGCUCUUUCUGUUAUCAGUGUGUACUGUCAAUCUAACAAUGAAGAAGCUACAUAUAUUGUCACUGCCAGAGGAGAGGCUAGACUUUGGCAUUGCACAAGCUCUGGAAAUUCUAGUACCCUAAUUAAUCUUCCCUGUGGAUCUGCUUUCUCUGUUAGUGCUAUAGCAAGAUCUCCAGCAGGACAGAGCUUACCAAGCUACAGCGUCCCUUUAGAGAUAGAUCCUCGUUGCCCUAAUGACCUGAUACUAACUCAAGUGAGACAGCCUGUAACAAGUAUCACCUGGUCUGUGGGGAUGGCUGCACAGACAUAUGUAACAACACUGGAGUCUCCAAAAGGACAGGCAAAGUGUCGCACUCUUCAAAAUUACUGUCUCCUGGGAUGCAUCACAUGCAGCACCAACUAUACAGUAUCUCUGAAAGCAAUCAGUGAAGCGGGCUUGACAUGCAGUUGCACAUUGCAAGGAUAUUCUUCCAGUGCUUGCUGCCCUUCUGGGGUGAAGCUAUAUAGACUCGGUAAUAAUGGUGUCGGGGUACACUGGCGAGCUUCUGAAGAAAUGAUAAACUACAAUACUGAUUGACGUGGCUCAAAAGGCAGUUUCACCUGUACCCCUAGCUCAGGUCCAAGUCGCUGGGAUAUCACUGAGAUACCUUGUGGAGAUGUCUACACAGUGGUAGAAUCUCCAGUUACUGAUAAGGGGCUGAAGCUUACAUUUUGUCCUAAAAAAAUCAUUUCAGUAACCUGUUUUGGAAGCUCUGUUGGAAUGGGUAAGAGCGCACAGUACAUUCAUUCCAAAUCCAUGAUGUUUAUAAAACAUGUUAGUAUCAUGUAA